Molecule: messenger RNA, 1198 nt
Organism: Raphanus sativus (radish)
Lineage: Eukaryota; Viridiplantae; Streptophyta; Magnoliopsida; Brassicales; Brassicaceae
Exons: 5
Coding region: 239-868 (209 amino acids)
Biological process (GO): mRNA splicing, via spliceosome
Cellular component (GO): U12-type spliceosomal complex
Molecular function (GO): protein binding
Source: RefSeq, a predicted model, not a curated record
GCCAACCCUAACUUCUCCAACAAGGAAUCUCGGCAAUAACAAACAAAACAAAAGAAUCGUAAAACCUCCGUCAAGACCAAACUGCAUCGGUCUGAUUCGAACCCCAAACGAAUCAGACAAUAGCAAGAGACACUCCUUCGAAUAUACCAAACUUCAUUCUUUGAUCUUUUUUUUUAAAAGGAUGCUAAUAUCGCGUUUCCUAGGGUUUCUUGAUUUUCAUUGAUCUUGUUUCAAGAACAUGGGAAGCUUUCGUCGCCGGACUUUUUCAUACGAUAAACUUCCCGCCGAACCCAUUAGGCUCUCCGUUCUCAAACUAGAUGGCACGACCUUCGAUGUUAAUGUAACGAGCUCGGCAACCGUUAGGGAUCUCAAGCUUGCCAUAGAGACUGCCUUCAGCCACGUCCCAAAGAAGGGACCCUCCAAAAUCUCAUGGUCACACGUGUGGGGACAUUUCUGCUUAUGUUAUGGGGGUCAGAAGUUAGUCACCGAUACAGAGUGCAUCGGAAGUUAUGGCAUGAAGGACGGUGAUGAGGUAAGAUUUAAGAACCAUGUGUCUGGCGGCAAUGCCGUAUUGAACAAGGGAUACUCUAGGAAAUCCAAACAAAAGAAUUUAGAACGGUUAGGGCCAAAAAAUGAAGAUGGGGAAGUGAAUAGAGUGGAGGAGAUUGAUCACGGCUCUUGGGAUGAUAUUGAGAAAGGAAGCUUGGUGAGGUAUGAGGAUGAUGUCUUGGAAGUUUCACCAGGAGAAAACAGGACUUGUCUAACCACUGUCCACGGUUGCUGCUUUGCUUUUGGUCUGAAGGAGCUUCUUGGGUUUGGCAAUGACAAAAGCUAUUACUCUUUGAGAGAUACAUGGAGAGACGACUAAUUGAUUUUUGUUUUCUAUCGGUAAAGAGUUUUGGUCGCAGGACACAUUUAUUUAACUUUGUAAUCACAACAAAAUGAUCAAAGUAUCAUGUUAUAUUACAAAGGAUAGUAAUGUUCAGGGAAGCUUUAUACAAUGAUCAGUAAGUACUACAUAUUGUGCCUUAAACAAAAGUGGAAACAAACAGAGCCUUUGGCAGAUAACCACAAGAAAAAAAAAACAACUCCAAAGGAGCUGUAAAUAGUGACCAAGAAGAUACACCAAAAGCUCUGCAACACCAUGACCUAAAACCAAAGAACAAAGAUUCCCACCAGAACUGGACUGAACAUACAA